Molecule: messenger RNA, 1984 nt
Organism: Trematosphaeria pertusa
Lineage: Eukaryota; Fungi; Ascomycota; Dothideomycetes; Pleosporales; Trematosphaeriaceae
Exons: 4
Coding region: 54-1832 (592 amino acids)
Biological process (GO): regulation of telomere maintenance via telomerase; telomere capping
Cellular component (GO): nuclear telomere cap complex
Molecular function (GO): telomerase inhibitor activity; G-rich strand telomeric DNA binding
Source: RefSeq, a predicted model, not a curated record
CCGCGUAGCCUUCAGCCCUCGUGUUGAAGACGCCAAUCCGCCUUCGCAGAGUCAUGCCGCUGCCUCAAGGCUACGUCCCGGUGCGGGAUGCUGCGUCUGCCGCCGAUGGCAGCAGCUUCCUGGGAGUCCUCAUUCAUGUCCGGGAUCCAUUCCAGUUCAAGCCCGGUGAGUGGACGCUGGAGUUCACUAUCCAGGACGAGUUCUCUCCGGGAUCCGUCGGCGGCCCGGGCUCUCUGCUCUGUAGGGUCCUGCGCAGGAAGCGGGAGUGGCUGCCGAAUCCUGGUAGCCCUGGAGAUCUGGUUGCGGCCCGGUAUAUGCGACUGAAUACCCGCAACACCCAGACAGUGGCGUUUACCACCGUCCAGCUCAAGUCUGAGGUGCAAUUCUAUCCGGCCAAGACCAUCCCAGCGCCGGCAUUCAGCACUCCAUACUCUCUAGGUGGGCACAGCAUCAUACCGUGGAAUGGUACCUACUGCGCUCAGAACCCGUCCGCCGCCGAACAAAUGGCCAUCAUCCACCUCAAGGCAGCAACCGACUCGUUUUUACCCGAAAUCAAGAUGUUCGCUGCCAAUGCAGGUCCACCGAAGGGGCGUCCAAAGAACGACAAGAAGACUUUGAUCAGGGACCUGACCAUUGGCAAGUACCACGACCUUGUGGGUGAAGUAGUCAAGAUGUUCUACCCCGAUUACACCACCAUGGAUCUCUACGUCACCGACUACACCGAAAACAAAGCCCUCUUCCUCUACGAAGACCCGGACGAGGCGGACGAGGCGGACGCCGACUUCGGCCUCACCUCUCAGAAGAAGUGGGCGGGCCCAUUUGGUCAGGUAACGAUCGCAAUCCGGUUGUGGGAACCCCACGCAUCCUGGGUACGCGACAACGUCAAAGAGGGCGACCUUCUAUUCCUCCAGAACGUUCACGCCAAGUUGUCCAACGCAAACAAGCUCGAAGGUGCUAUACACCAGGACCAGAAGUAUCCCGACAAGAUCUGUACCCGCAAGUGCACGAACGCGAGGCAGAUCGAGGACCACGCGACGCGCAAGGCAGCCUAUCUUGAUGCAAUCGAGGCACAGAAGGCUAAGCGCGCUCUUGCCCAGAACAUACCCAAGAAACCGUCGGCCAAGGCUUCAGCAAAGAAGAAGGAGGAAAAGAAGGAGAGGCAGCGGCUACAGAAAGAGCAGGAGCAGAAAGAAUUGGAAAAGAAGGCCGAGGAGCUAUCUGUGGCUCGUGCAGGCGUCAACCCUCAUGUGCGCGCCUCGCAUCCCGAAGUACAGCUCUCUACGGUUUCAGAGAUCUUGUACAACCCUGCUCUCAAGACGAAGAAUCCGAAAGGCGGCGAGUUUACCCUCCCUUUCGUAAACGCCAAGUACCGAACCCGCGUGCGCGUUGUCGACUGCUUUCCUCAGAAACUAGAACAAUUUGUGCGCGAGUUGUCCGAUCCGAGGUAUCACACGAAGCCCAUGCCAGCCGAGCGUAAAGCUCGUCUCAAAGGCCGCUGGGAGUGGCACUUCCUUCUUUUGGUCGAGGACGCGGAGAUCCCAGCAGGCACGAAGCCAGUGCAGUUGUCUCUCACGGUUGGCAACUCUGCGGCCCAGCAUCUCCUCAAGAUGGACGCUGUCGACCUCACCAAAAACCCCAAGGUCUUGAAGAAGCUCGAGGAGAAGAUGUUCAUCCUCUGGGGCAACUUGAUGGAGCGGAAGACGAGUCCCGCAAAGCAGCGUGCGAAGCUGCAGAAUCUACCCUUCGACUGCGUCGUCCACGAGCACGGCCAUCAGGUCGGUGGCAACUUGGAGCGCGUCCACACCCUCAACAGCACCACAAUAAUGGACUGAGGGAGAGCACGCAUACCUGCAGGCACUGGGGCGAGCUGAAAAGUUUCUCUGAUUUACUCACGGAGUUCAUGGGCGGGGUACAUAGGCAGGCGCUGGCGGAUCACUUGCAUGAUACCCAUUUAUUGAGGCCCGAAGGACUCUAGAUGUCCGAU